AUGCCUAAUAGCUCUAACUCUUCUCCGCCUUCUUCUCCGCCUUCUCCUGACCUGUUUGACUUCGAUGCACCUAAAAUCAAAGACUUCAGUAAGGCUAGAUAUCAAAAACAAAAAAGAAUGAUUGAAAAGGUUCUAAAGGAGCAUGGCAAGCCAGGCCAGGCCUUAGGGCCUUCUAUGACCAAACGGGACAAACUUAUCAAGAUAGAACCAGCCGCACCUCGAGUUACAUGUUUCUCUGAAGUUUUCAAAAGCAAGACCAAAUCAGAGAUAACGGUAUCUAAACCGUUAAGUUUAUGUGAUCUUUCGGCCAAUCAAAGUGUAGAUGAUCGCUGGUUUGAAAGACGAGAAAAAGAGAUAGAGUCGGGUAAGGAUAUAGAAAAAGAAAUGGGACGAGCUUUAAACCAACCAAUGGAAGUAGUUAUUCCGAAAUCUAAGAUAUGUUCGAGUUUAUUUGAAAGUGAAGAGGAAGAGGAGUUACUGCCUCGUUUAAAGAUUAUCUCAACUCCACCGAUUAAAAGGAGUAAUCGGACAUUUACUUCGGCUGAGUUUGAUCCUUCCGAGAUAAAGGACCUUUCUAGAUCUUUUGAACGGUACGACUAG
Molecule: messenger RNA, 600 nt
Organism: Nematocida homosporus
Lineage: Eukaryota; Fungi; Microsporidia
Exons: 1
Coding region: 1-600 (199 amino acids)
Source: RefSeq, a predicted model, not a curated record